AUGGAGAUGUUCAUACAGUCCGAGAAUUAUCAAGUCUGGCGAGCUAUCGAAGUAGGAGAUUACGAGGUAACCAAGACCAAUGCAGAAAAUGAGGUAAUUCCUAAACCUAUCUCUGAAUAUGAUAGAAAUGACUUUGAGAAGAAAGAGAUUAAUGCUACUGCUAAAAAACUCCUAGUUUGGGGUUUAGGGCCAGAUGAACACACUCGUGUUAUGGGAUGUAAAACAGCAAAAGAAAUAUGGGAUUUACUAGAAAUAACCCACGAAGGAACUCAUGAAGUCAAACGUUCUAAAAUUGAUAUACUGCUUUCUAAAUAUGAACGUUUUGAAAUGGGUUCAAAAGAAACUAUUCAAGAAAUGUUUACUCGUUUUAAAAAUAUUACUAAUGAAUUAGUUUCUCUUGGUAGAGUUGUUCCUAUGGAUGAACAUGUACGCAAAAUUCUAAGAAGCCUUCCUCAAGAUGAACGGUGGAGAGCCAAAGUGGCUGCUUUGCAGGAAUCAAAGGACUUUUUAACCUUUAACCUUGAACAACUUGCAGUUGCCCAACCAAGUGAUGAGGAUUCCGAAUCUGGAGAGGAAGAAGCUGCCAUGCUAGUCAGGAAGUUAAAAAAGCUGUACCGCAAUAAAAGGUUUGGUGACCAAAAGAAAAGGAACUUCAAGAAGAACCAAUACUCCAAGGAAACAGGAGGUUGCCACAAAUGUGGGAACACAGAUCACUUCAUCAAGGAAUGCCCUCUCUGGGAAUCAGAAAAAGGAAAAGGCAAAAUGAAGGAACACGGAAAAUCUAAUACUCCUAACUUUUCAAAAUCUGAUUACAGGAAAGCCAUGAUAGCUGCGUGGGGAGACACAAGUUCUGAGGAUGAAGAAGAAUCCACGGAAGAAGAAACUGCAAACCUGUGUUUGAUGGCUAAACACAGUGAAAGGUCAAAGGAGGUAAAUCUCGAACCUAAAUUUCUGAAAUCCCUGUCAAAAGACAAAUUAAUUUCUUUGCUCAUAGAAACAUUGGAUGAAUAUAAAGAAAUAUGUCUUAAACUUGGACAAAAUGAAAAAGCUCUAGAAAUCUAUAAGGAUCAUAUGAAAUAUUUGAAUAGUUCAAGAACAGAUGUUCAGGGAAGAUUCUUUGAUUUGCUAGAUAGAAAUACUAUGCUUAAAGAAACACUGGAAAGAGUCAAAAAUGAAAAUAUCAUGUUAAAUGUUGAAUUGACUCAGUAUAAAUUGCUAUGCACUAACAUUGAUUCUAAUAAUGCUCUUCAAUUGCCUUUAGUAACCUUUAAUGAUGAUCUUGAAAAUUUGAAAAAAAAAUUGCAGGUUACUAAAGACAAAAAUGAGUUCCUUGAAAAGGAUCUAGAAAGAGCAAGAAACAAUGAGAGUGUAAUCCACAUGGGAGUUCCAAAGUGGAUACUUGAAGCUCAAACCAGAAGGACAGAAGGUUUGGGUUUCAACCACAAAAAGAAGAGUAGUAGUAAAAAGAAAAACUAUGUGGAACUUCCUAGUGAGACUGUGUGUUCCUUCUGUGGCAAGUCAGGACACAAAGAUACUGAAUGCAAAAGAAAGGAACUUAAGUCCACUAAAAAUAUAGUUUAUGUAUGGCAAAAGAAAAAUGAGUCUGCUGUAUCAACGAAGGAACCCAUGAAAGAUGGGGUUCCUGAAUCUAACCCUUACAUCAUUCAGAAUGACACUGGGAAAGUUUUGCUGGAAGGAACUCGGAAAGGGAACACUUAUACAGUGGAUCUCAAUACAGUUCCGAGGAACAACUUAACUUGCCUCAGUGUCAUUGAGGAUGAUCCUUUACUGUGGCAUAAACGUUUUGGUCAUGCAAGUUUCUCUUUGAUUGAUAAAUUAAGAACAAGGAACUUGGUAGAGGGACUUCCUUCAAUCAAGUUCCUAUGUGACAAAAUCUGUGAUGCUUGUGUGAAAGGAAAACAGGUCAGAUCAUCCUUUAAAUCCAAGAAAAUGGUGAGUUCCACGAAACCUUUAGAGUUAAUUCAUAUGGAUUUGUGUGGUCUUAUGAGGAUUCAAAGUAGAAGUGGAAAGAAGUAUGUCUUAGUAAUUGUUGAUGAUUAUUCUAGAUUCACAUGGGGAACAAGGCUUAAGUCAUAA
This is a messenger RNA of Chenopodium quinoa (quinoa), 2097 nucleotides long. RefSeq lists its product as uncharacterized. The transcript is spliced from 4 exons. NCBI's taxonomy places the organism in Eukaryota, Viridiplantae, Streptophyta, Magnoliopsida, Caryophyllales, Amaranthaceae. The record is from RefSeq and is a predicted model, not a curated record. Gene Ontology annotation, molecular function: nucleic acid binding; zinc ion binding. Bases 1 to 2097 code for a protein of 698 amino acids. Gene Ontology annotation, biological process: DNA integration.